Saccostrea cuccullata (small rock oyster) is the source of this 3331-nucleotide messenger RNA. Its product is annotated as kinetochore protein NDC80 homolog. The record is from RefSeq and is a predicted model, not a curated record. Bases 84 to 2039 code for a protein of 651 amino acids. The transcript has 16 exons. Gene Ontology annotation, biological process: attachment of mitotic spindle microtubules to kinetochore. Gene Ontology annotation, cellular component: Ndc80 complex. NCBI's taxonomy places the organism in Eukaryota, Metazoa, Mollusca, Bivalvia, Ostreida, Ostreidae.
UGUUCACAACCUUGCGCAUGCGUAUUUGAAAGAGGCGCGAAAGCGGAAAUGUAUAUAAAUUUGUAAACAAAUAGUGUGCUGUCAUGCGGAGGUCCUCAUCUCUGGGACGGUCGUCCACGUCCCACUACAGCAGUGCUAGCAAGCGGACCUCCUCAGCCUCCAGGUCAUCAGUAGGGGGUACGGGUCGCCCCUCUGUGGGAGGGACCAUGCCACUGAGGGUGAGGAAUGAGGAGAACUCAAAGAUCACAACCUCCUCUAAGAAAACUAAGCUGACUGGGUACAGAUAUAGUGCAGGUUCUGCUGGAAGUCAUGGUGACCGCCCAACUAAGACCCCUAACAAAGGGAUGCGUAGAAGUAGUCACAUGGGAGUCCCAAUGGUGAAUGGAAUACCAAAAGAUCCUAGAAAAAUUUCUGACAGAAACUUUCAAGCCAAAUGUGUUGCAAGGCUAGUAGAGUUUUUAUCAGAAAAAGGAUACCCUCACAAAUUAUCCCCAGAGAUUCUCAAAGCUCCUCCAAGAAAAGAUUUCUUUCAGAUAUUUGAGUUCCUCUACAGUAUGUUAACUCCAAGAUACAGGAUAGGGAAAAAACCAGAGGAAGAAAUUCCCAAAAUCUUCAAGGAACUGGGCUAUCCUUUUAUGAUCUCCAAGACGGCCAUGUUUGCUCUGGGUUCACCUCACACCUGGCCCACAAUUCUCGCAGCCCUCGUGUGGAUGGUGGACUUAAUUAAGUUUGGUAUGCAGGUUGGAAUGUCCAUUGACCAUUACCUCUUUCCACCAAAUGAAGAUGAGUUUGAUUCCCUACCAGAAUCACAGAUUUUGUUUGAUUAUGUUGAGAAAACAUAUGCUGCUUAUAUGGAGGGAUACGAUACCUUUGAAGAUUAUGAUGAACAUCUUUCUAAUCAUCUAAAUCAAAAACUUUAUGGCAUAAGUGGUGGCCUAGAAAACUUAGAUGACGAGAAUAGGAGAUUGGAAAAAGAGUUAGAAAGUCUGGAACAGGAAAUCCUAGAGUCUCAGGAAAAACUCAAGAGAAUGCGAGAAGAGGAGGUCAAUUCUAAAGAAAAUGAUGAGAAGAUGGUCAAAUACCUGAAUGAACUGGACGAUUACGUAGAGAGCCAGGAAAAGAACAUACAGAGUUUGGAUGAAGAGUUGGAAACUCUUGUUGCAGAUUUAAACAGUAUCAAGGCCAAAAACCAAGAGAAGCAGUUGAUCUUUGAGUCCCAGGAAUUCAGCCCCGAAGACAUUGAACGAAUUAAGAUCAACAGGAAGGACAUGUUACGUCAGAUUGACGACGCAGAGGCCCGAGUGGCCAACAUUGACCAGGAGAUCUGGUCUGAGGAGAUGAAGGCAUCCAAAAUGCUAGAAAUGGUGGAAUCUUCUUGCAAUGAGUACAAUGAUUUGGCCCAGCGGUUAAAGCUUCUGCCAUCUACAGCACAAUAUGCUGGUGGUGUGGACUAUGAGUUAUCUCCCUCUUACAGUGCUAGGGAUAAAUUUACUGAAGUUGUCAAGCCUGCUCUGCAUUCCUUGAAAGAACAGUGGGCUGAAAUGAUGCAUGAGAAAUCAAAGGAGCUGAUGGGGGAAAAGGAUGUGUUUGAUCAGUGUGUUGCUGAUUGCUUGGAUUUAGAAAAUGAACAGAAAUUAAAAGAGAGUCAAUUAAAGCGAUUAGAAGAGGACAUUGAGUUUAAAAAGCAGGUACACCAAAAAGAGUUUCAAAAACUACAAGAAGAAAAGGAGAGUCUGGAAAAGGAAAUAUCUUCUAUGAAAUUCUCUUCCAAUAAAACACUAGCUGAUGGACAGAAAGAACUGAGAGACACACAGAAAAUUGUGGAGAGUAAAAUAAGAUCAAUGGAAUAUGAUGGACAGUUGUAUGAAACGUUCCUGAAAAACGCCUUGUCCAAGAUGAUUGACCACAAAGAGAGAAUUGAGGGAGUGUUAGAUAACAUGACAGAGCGACUGGAACAGAAAUUGAAAGAGACAGAGAAAUCACAAAGUCAAGAGAGUAACCAGGAAGUGAAGAAAAAAAUGAAGAAAGACUACGAAUAAAUAGUCAGAAGAAAUUAAAAAAUGAAACAAAGGUUGUUGCCCAAAAUACAGAUUAUUAAAAAGACGGGAAAGGACAAUCCCUUAGUUCUUCAGUGUUUAUUGACUUUUAUUACUCAAAAAUUGUUUUUGUGUUGUCUAUGUGUAAGAAUAGUAUUAUUAAAGGAUUUACUAUGUACAUGUAUGUCUGCAAGUCUAACUGUUCAUCUGUUUGUCCUUGCUUUUCACACUUGAUAGCUUUUGACCUGUGAGUCAGUGAGAGAUUUAGGAACCUGACUUGAAUCAAGUCCAUACAGUAAAUCUGUACAUCAGUUUAUUUUAUUGUAAUUGCAGUUGAUUUGGAUUUUUUUAAAUUAAAUGUUUGACAGGUGCCCUUUUGAAACCCCUAGCACUGUGACUUUUAGCUUGACUUUUUAUGAAUAUUUCAAGUAUACAUGUAUUUCAUACUGUUUACAUGUCAUAGUUAUAUCUGCUUAAUUUUAACUUUUAUGAGUAUAUCUUAUCACUGGUCUUUAUCAUGAGAAUUAUGUACAGCAUACUGAUUUGUGGACUGAACCUACUUUUUCUUUUAAAGUUUUGCCAAUAUUUUUAAACUAAAUAGUGCUUUGUUAUGUUGAAUGUAUAUAUUUUUCUAUGAAGUAAAAAACUCUAUUUAAGGCACUAGAGCUACUGUCAGACCAAAUAACACUGUAUUCCGGACCUUAAGUACACAUGUACUUGUACCAUAUUUUCUAUGCCUUGAAUCUUUUGUAUUUUCAGAUAUCAGAAUCCUUAACAGCAUUUUGUAUACAACAUUGUAAUCAAUAUCAAAAUAUGAAGUGACUUCCACAACUUUACAGUCUUGUUGGUGUUCAUUGACAAAUACAUAAAAGUUUCGUCAUAACAGUAUAUUCUUGUGUCCUUCACUACUUAUAAAUAUACAUUUGGACUUACAUGUACUUUGUGUUUGGUUGGCAGCAAAUAUACGGGUUCCUCUGUUUUUGAUUUUAUUUAUGGCUUAAACGAAAGCAUAAAAAGAUUGUUAGUUUGUUCUGUGCUUUAAAUAAUCAUUGUAUUAAAAACACAUUUAAAGAUUGUAAUUUGAAGCUGCUUUGCUAGAUGUACAAAAUGCUGUGAUUACAAAUUAUUUCCAGCAGAAUGAACUUGCUAAGUAACAGAAAUGCUGUACUUGAAGGAAAGCUCUCUAUAAUGUAGGGGAAUUAAGUUAGUGAGUUAAGGCUAAGUAUUGGUGUUUCUAUGCAAAUGAGCAAAUAAAAUGCAUAAGUUGUAUAUUUUAUAUACAGAAAAAAUUCAAA